Trachemys scripta elegans is the source of this 1863-nucleotide messenger RNA. RefSeq lists its product as uncharacterized. Bases 156 to 1379 code for a protein of 407 amino acids. Lineage: Eukaryota; Metazoa; Chordata; Testudines; Emydidae. The transcript has 14 exons. Gene Ontology annotation, molecular function: lipid binding. The record is from RefSeq and is a predicted model, not a curated record.
CUGACUGUUUGGCCUAUUCGACUAGAGAAAGUGAUGACUUUUAAAGCACCCUCUCUUGUAUCCAAUUUGAGCUCAGUGUCUGAAACAGUAGGUCUCGUGGAACGUUUUUCUUUUCAGCUUGUGAAGAGUCAGUAACUGGCCUCUUCCGGCAUGAAAUGGAGACACUCAAAUUCCCAGGAUCAACAAUUACCUUAAUUGCUAUCAAUGGGUUGCAUGUUGCUAAAGCCAUUGUGCUCCCAGUGAAAUCCAAGUACAUUCCUGGAGUUGGGGUCAAGGUGAAAUUUUCUGCUAAACUCAAAAUCCUGGGCACUUGCUGGUCUAUCCUCUUAUCUGGCCUGACCACUAUCAACGUGCAUGUAGACUGUAGUGCGCUCGUUCUGCUGCCUAAGUAUUUGCCACUUACCACCAGCGUUGCCGUCAAGGAUUGUCAAUGUGCGAUGGUUCUCAAGGACAUCAGUAUCAACUUGCUCGAUAUCCGUGCGAGCGUGACAGCCAGCCUAGGGAACAACAUUCUACUGGCGUUACAAGUCAAGACCCCGACGAUACUUUCCGCUUGUAUUUCCUUCGGGCAUUCAAAGAUGCUGAGUGAGAUUAACUCUGUACUCCCAUUUGAGAAGGGAAAGCUCCUGUAUGUGGCUCAGACUCCAAAAGUAAAUGACCGGUUCAUUGAAAUUCCUGUACAGACGGAAUACCUGGCUGACGAUGGGAAGAAGAUCCCCAUUCCACCCCUCCCGGAGAACUUUGUGAUAUUGCCAGAAAUGAAUCAUACAUCUGAGGCCAUAGGGGAGAAUGUCAUCACUUCUAUCUUCUCCUACACAGUCUUCAAGAAACCUCAUUCCUUCUCUUGUACCCCUCAAACAUUUCUUGACACUGUCUCCCUGGAGCUGACCCUCUCUGAACUGAUUGUUUCCAAGUGCCCAACCUGCACUCCAAUCUCCUCUUCGCUGUUCAUCAUUACCAAAAUGGUCACACCUCUGACGGUCGGUCUGGAUGUGAACCUGUGCACCAUGAAUCUCACUCUCAGCCUGCAGAUAAUGGAUAAAAAGGGAAACAAGAAACCUGUGCUCCUCGUUGCUUUGAAAGCAGAACUCGGUUUGGUUGCCACUCUCCAGCUGGUUGAAGGAAAGGUGCAAUUCACUGCAUCCCUGGACAGAUUGCAUUUCAAGCUGCUUUCCUCAAUCGUGGGCCCUGUCAUUAUUGUACGUCUUCAGGCGCCUUUGAGAGCCUUCAUCACGAAAAUUAUACUAAAGGAGAUCAACUUUUACCUCCACUUAGCAAAAAUCCCAAUAUUUAGAGCACCAGGACUGCAGCCCAGCUUUGCUCAUUGCCACCCUUCUAAGCACUGUCUUGUGUGCCAUAAAAAACUCCAUAAAGGGUGAUGUACCAGGCGAGUGUGGUGCUGACUCACCUCUGACACCGAGGAGAGAGAAGAAAGAGUGGCACAAAUGAGGAGGCUUAAUUCAUGUUCCUUUUUCCAAAAUUUUGAUUCAAGCUUUUUACUCUGGGGAAAAAUUGCCACAUCUGCUAUGGAAUUUCAGCUAAAGAACGGCCGUAGAUCUGAUAGUCUCCUUGUUACUUGGAUUUACUAUUUUUCAAAUCAAAUCUGUCUUGAGUGAUAAGUUUCAGGGAGGGUUUGGGAUUGUGGUUAUUAUUCUAUUAGUUUAUUUGGUUACUCUGUUAAUAAAUCAUUCUUCUUAGCAUGCCUGCUGUGUUCAUUUCACCCCACUGCAGGAUUCGGUUCCCUAUUUGAGAAUUCAUACUGCUCUCCACCCCCACAUAAGAUUUGUGUAUUAGUAAUUAAUUCCAUCUGCUGUUCUUCAUUGUCCAGUGCAUAUAGGUUAUACAUAUAUACAUGCACUUAUA